AUGUGUGUGGUGCGUCUGUGCUUACCCGCCUCCUUCACGACCGUUGACGCAGAGCGAUGGAACUCGACCUUCCAACGCACCAAGCCCCAUUUGAACAUUGGCACCAUUGGCCACGUUGAUCACGGCAAGACCACCCUCACUGCUGCGAUCACCAAGGUCCUUGCUGAGGCCGGCGGCGCCAAGUUCCGUGACUAUGCCUCGAUCGACAAGGCUCCCGAGGAGCGUGCCCGUGGUAUCACCAUCUCGACCACCCACGUCGAGUACGAGACCCAGAAGCGCCACUACGCCCACGUCGACUGCCCUGGUCACGCCGAUUACAUCAAGAACAUGAUUACUGGUGCCGCCCAGAUGGACGGUGCUAUCAUUGUCGUCUCCGCCACCGAUGGCUCCAUGCCCCAAACCCGUGAACAUCUGCUCCUGUCCAAACAAGUUGGCGUUAGCCACCUCGUUGUCUUUGUCAACAAGGUCGACGCUGUUGAGGACAAGGAAAUGCUCGAACUCGUUGAAAUGGAGAUCCGCGAUCUGCUUACCGAAUACGGCUUCCCCGGCGAAACCACCCCGAUCGUCAUGGGCUCGGCUCUCUGUGCCCUCGAGAACAAGCAGCCCGAGAUUGGCACCGAGGCCGUCCUGAAGCUCAUGGAUGCUGUUGACACCUGGAUCCCCGACCCCAUUCGCGACCUUGACAAGCCCUUCCUGAUGCCUAUCGAAGACGUCUUUUCGAUCGCCGGCCGUGGUACCGUCAGCACCGGCAGUGUCGAGCGCGGCUUCAUCACCAAGGGCUCUGAAAUCGAGAUCAUUGGCUUUGGCCCCACCAAGAAGACCACCAUCACCGGCGUUGAGAUGUUCCACAAGGAGCUUGAUCGUGCCCAGGCCGGCGACAAUGCCGGUCUCCUCCUCCGUUCGCUCAAGCGCGAAGAACUCCGCCGCGGCCAGGUCAUUGCUGCUCCCGGCUCCAUCACCCCCCACAAGAAGUUCCUGGCCCAGCUCUAUAUCCUCACCAAGGAGGAGGGUGGUCGCCACACCCCCUUCGUCGAGAACUACAAGCCUCAGCUCUAUGCCCGCACCAUGGAUGUUACCUGCACUCUCCUCUGGCCCGACAACGCCGAGGGCCAGCAGAAGCGCAACGAGGGCAAGAUGAUCAUGCCCGGCGACAACGUUGAGCUCCUCUGCGAGCUCAGCCAGAUUGUUGCUCUGGAUGAGGGUCUCCGUUUCACCAUCCGCGAGGGUGGCAAGACUGUCGGCACUGGUGUCGUCACCAAGAUCAUUGAGUAG
Molecule: messenger RNA, 1272 nt
Organism: Polychytrium aggregatum
Lineage: Eukaryota; Fungi; Chytridiomycota; Chytridiomycetes; Polychytriales
Product: P-loop containing nucleoside triphosphate hydrolase protein
Exons: 3
Coding region: 1-1272 (423 amino acids)
Biological process (GO): mitochondrial translational elongation
Cellular component (GO): mitochondrion
Molecular function (GO): translation elongation factor activity; GTP binding; GTPase activity
Source: RefSeq, a predicted model, not a curated record